Molecule: messenger RNA, 1410 nt
Organism: Aplosporella prunicola CBS 121167
Lineage: Eukaryota; Fungi; Ascomycota; Dothideomycetes; Botryosphaeriales; Aplosporellaceae
Exons: 2
Coding region: 260-1066 (268 amino acids)
Biological process (GO): GDP-mannose biosynthetic process; mannose metabolic process; protein N-linked glycosylation
Cellular component (GO): cytosol
Molecular function (GO): phosphomannomutase activity
Source: RefSeq, a predicted model, not a curated record
GUGCCUGGGUCUAGCCCUUUCUCCACUAGUGCGGCUAACCGCAUCGGUGGGCAGCCUCCCCGCAAUCUGCUCACCGCCCGGCUCGGACCCUGGCCAGGCACCGAGGGGCACCCUGGGCCUGGCACACAAGAUGGCAGGUGCACAGGUGUUCUUUUCUGAGGACACGAACGCCCACUUCGUUUUCCUCUCUGUCCUCCUCUCUCUCACACUCUCUCGCACUCUCUUCCUCCCCCCUUGAAGCACCAUCACUCUGUCCACCAUGGCCCAGGCAGCGACCAUCAUUCCCCCCUUGAACCAGCGGCCCGUCAAGGGUACCAUCUGUCUCUUCGACGUUGACGGCACGCUCACGCCAGCAAGACGGGAUGCCUCGCCGGAGAUGCUGCAGCUGCUGUCGGAGCUGCGCCACAAGGUCGCGAUCGGUUUCGUAGGCGGCUCGGACCUGGUCAAGCAGCAAGAGCAGCUGGGCACGACGGCCAUCAACGUUAGCACGCUGUUCGACUUCUGCUUCGCCGAGAACGGCCUGACGGCGAUCCGCAUGGGUGUGCCGCUCGCGUCGCACAGCUUCAUCAAGUGGAUUGGCGAGGACAAGUACAAGGAGCUGGCCAACUUCUGUCUGCACUACAUUGCGGACCUGGACCUCCCGGUCAAGCGCGGUACCUUCAUCGAGUUCCGCAACGGCAUGGUCAACAUCUCGCCCAUUGGCCGUAACGCGUCGGUCGAGGAGCGCAACGAGUUUGAGCGCUUUGACAAGGUGCACAAGAUCCGCGAGACGUUUGUCGGAAAGCUGAGGGAGCGCUUCUCGGACUUGGGCCUUACGUUCAGCAUCGGUGGCCAGAUCUCCUUCGAUGUCUUCCCCAAGGGCUGGGACAAGACGUACUGCCUGCAGCACAUUGAGAACGAGAAGAACCUCCCCGACGGCGUCGAGUACACCACCAUCCACUUCUUCGGCGACAAGACGUACCAGGGCGGCAACGACUACGAGAUCUACGAGGACCCCAGGACUAUUGGCCACAGCGUCAAGAACCCGGAGGAGACAAUGGUGGAGCUGAAGAAGCUGUUCUUCUAGAUGCGGACGGUUGUCAGUGGAAGGGGAUAAGGACAGGGAGGUUGGGACAAAGGGCGUUGCUGGCGCGGAGGCCGCGACCACGAGUGACGAAAACAUCGGGUUUCCGGAUUAAGUAAAGACUUGGGCAUAAUAUCGGCGUACGCGGGAAUCGAGACCGUGUUGUAGGAAGACCUCAAUGGAUCAAGGAUGAGCGAGUAUUUGAAAUAUGUGUGCAAUGGUUCUGCGUGGCAUGUAUGCUUGAUCAGCACGGCUCGGUGCGGUGUGUGUGUGUGUGUGUGUCCUGAUGGCCAGACAGGGACAAACUUAAUUGAAGAAGUACAUAAUUUCUCAAUGCGGUUCAGGCC